Molecule: messenger RNA, 6400 nt
Organism: Triplophysa rosa
Lineage: Eukaryota; Metazoa; Chordata; Actinopteri; Cypriniformes; Nemacheilidae
Gene: neurl1aa
Product: neuralized E3 ubiquitin protein ligase 1Aa
Exons: 6
Coding region: 395-2128 (577 amino acids)
Biological process (GO): nervous system development; negative regulation of Notch signaling pathway
Cellular component (GO): postsynaptic density; plasma membrane
Molecular function (GO): ubiquitin protein ligase activity
Source: RefSeq, a predicted model, not a curated record
GCGUAUAAACCGAUCAGAGCAGGAUGACAGAUGACACCACCCAGGAAAAAGGUUAACAAAUCAAAUCGGUUUUCUGUUGUUGUUGGUUUUUUUUCGUUCAUUGCAAAUCUCCCACAGUGUCUAGCUUUGAUUUGUUUGAGAUCUGCGUGCGUUUUCACGAAGCGAAAACGCGCACCUCUCCACCUGCAGCUCGGACGCGUUUAGACAGCUGGCUUAUCUUUCAUUGACAUUUUAUGCACCGGAGGGAAACUUCAAUCUGUGUUCCGCCCGUGUUGGUUUCACACCCCACUUGUCACCGACAUAUAGCGUCACCAAACCUAGAAAGGGACAAACAGGGCGGGUUUUUAAAGCCUGACGCGUGAAGCGCAACAUCUGGAGAUCAACAGCAGCAGUCAUGGGCAACAGUGUGUCCGGUAUCACAGCACUACAUAGAGGACAGCACAACAGAUUUCAAAGACUUCCAAACUCAUACAAAGACUCUUUCGGAGGACCGUUCCCCUCAACCAUUCACAGGUGUCACCACAAACCCAAGCGCUGUCUGAACCUGCAUCCAUGCGGAGGUGUACCCGUGAGCCCCCUUCUGUUCCACCGCAAUGCCAAAGGCUCUCAGAUCGUCAUGGAUCUGACACAGAAGAGCGUCAAACGCCAGGCCAGCUUCUGCAACGCCAUCACGUUCAGCAAUCGACCAAUAGCUCAGUAUGAGCAGGUCCGCUUAAAGAUCACUAAAAAGCAGUGCUGUUGGAGUGGAGCACUUCGCCUUGGAUUCACUUCUAAAGACCCGUCUCGAAUCAACCCCGACAGCCUGCCCAAAUACGCCUGCCCCGACCUGGUAUCUCAGAGCGGCUUCUGGGCCAAGGCCCUGCCGGAAGAGUUUGCAAACGAAGGAAACCUCAUAUCCUUCUGGGUGGAUAAGAAGGGGAGAGUGUUUUAUCGCAUCAACGACUCUAGCCCCAUGCUGUUCUUCAGUGGCGUCAGGACCACAGAGCCGCUGUGGGCUCUCAUCGACGUGUACGGUCUGACACGAGGAGUACAACUACUGGACAGUGAAAUCGUCCCUCCAGACUUUCUCCGCCCGCGAUCUUUCACCACAGUACGCGGCUCCGCCUCUUUACGUCGCGAAGCGGACACCUCCCGUCUGUCCGUCAGCCUGUGCGAUCUUAACUCGCAGCAAGAAGACACGAGGCUCCGCCUCCCACCUGCUCCCGUCACCUGCCCCAUUCCUCAAAACUCCAUGAAUUCCCAGCAGUCAACGCUGCUUCCUCACACCCUGGAAUGUGACUUACGUUUCCACCAGCUCCGAGGUGCCCACAUAAAGACCCUUAACGAACAGACCGUGGCGCGAUCCGAACACGGCCGUGAGGAGCGCACACUGGUCUUCACCGACCGGCCGCUCAAAAUCGGUGAAACCAUAUUCAUCAAAGUCAUUAAGUCCAGUCAAGCGCGAUCCGGAUCGUUGUCGUAUGGUGUGACGUCGUGCGAUCCAGCUGUGCUCCGCCCUAGCGAUCUACCUUACAAUCCAGAAGCACUGGUUGACCGCAAGGAAUUCUGGGCCGUGUGCAGGGUGCCCACCACUCUGCACAGCGGCGAUAUACUGGGCUUCCUGGUUACACAGGAAGGGGAAGUGAUUCUGAGUCAUAACGGCACCAAUGUGGGAAUGCAGGUGUGUGUGGACAACUCACGACCACUUUGGAUGUUCUUCGGACUGCACGGUGCUGUCACACAGCUGAGGAUUCUGGGUUCUACUUUCUUGGGUGAUGCUCGUGACCCAGCCAGCCCCGGCUCGCCCUCUGCCUCGCCCCUCUCGCCCUCAAACUUGUGUGGUGGAAGUCCAGAACCAGGCCUCACUGAACGGGGAUGCUCUACUUCUUUCUGCAGCUCAACUGAAGGAACAACACCCAACUCGCCCAUCAGCCUCCCUAAAUCACCCACCUUCCCAACCGCCUCGGGCUCGUGGCCGGACGAGUGUUCUAUCUGCUACGAAAACACAGUGGACACAGUCAUCUACGCCUGCGGACACAUGUGUCUCUGCUACACAUGCGGCCUCCGCCUCAAAAAGAUGGCCAACGCCAGCUGUCCUAUCUGCAGGAGAGCCAUCAAAGACAUUAUAAAGACCUAUCGGAGCACUUAGGGGCCCCUCACCGACCAACCCGAGUUUCACAGGGGCCACGGAUAGAUCUGUGUUUAAAGAGACGGUGACAUCACAUUUCAGGGACAUUUCUCUGGCUUUUGUCUCUGUUGCCAUGGCAAUGACUUUCGAACCCUUGAACUUCCAAAGCUCAAGCGUACGUUCACGGGGGUCUUUUGUAACUUACGGUGUCUGUUGCUUUGGUAACCGCCGAUGUUGCUUUUUAAUGGAUAUCUUGAGCAGUUCAGGAUAUUUCAGGUGGCACGCGGGAGACCCGUUUUUUUCUGUGAGCCAUAAGAGACUGCAGCGGUCUCAUUCAUAGCAUAGGUGCAUAAACUUUACAGCUGGAAUCAUAUUCAUACAGGACGUUACAGUUUUGGAUCUCGCUUAUUUUUUCUCGGCUGACAUCAGAGUAACUAAGGCACAUUCACAGAUGAAAUUCAUGCAAACAACGUCUCAGCGUUUCACAAUUUUUGUCUGUGCUUGACUGAGAAAGAGAUUAAAGGUACAAUGCUUUCAUACCUCAUCAUUUCACGCUAGAUAUGCCGUGUUAUUCUGCAGUUUACCAUUGUUGUGCUCUGAAAUAUUUCCAUGUUGUUCUGGAGGUCUUUCUGGAUUGAUCACUAUUUGAUCAGGUUUUGUGACGUAAUCUAAAGCUUUUAGCAGAUCAAAUCAGUUAAUGGGCCGCUAUCAUUUUUUGCGUACGCAUGUGUUCAACCAGCAGAUGUUAUGGAGGGAUUAAUACGAUAAUUUGUUGCGUUUAUAUAGCGGAACGAUUUACCAAUGAGCCGUUGCAGAAUGUUCUUAACAACUCCUUCCCGGAUAAAAGCAAUUAAUUUUUUUAAUCGAGCCAAUGUCACUCGAAAAUGUAAUUAGCACCCUAUCCUAUGACCCUAAACCAAAGCCCAAAUCAAAGAUGUAAACUUUCCAGAUUUGGACAUGCACGGUCUGAUUAUUUGCAGAAGCGAGUCAACCGUUGCCAUAGCGAGCAAAAUCUACAAAGAGGGAAAAUAGCCGUGAGGCGCUAACCAAUAAAAGAGUCGUUUGUGGCGAGAGGAUAAAGUAUCUCAUUUGCUGACAUCAUACAUACUUUUGUAUCCCCCGUCCCAACCCAACAGUUUCUAGGGUCCCAAAUAGGGGGCUAACAGCUUACAGUUUACAAUUGAAUAAGAAUUUAACAGGAUCAUUGGGAGAAGAGAGUACAAAAGGCUGUAAAGCUGGACUAUAAUUCUUGAUUGUGCCGAGAAUAGAAAAAGCAGGGUUAAAAAUAUCGAAUGAGUGAAUUAUAACAAGAAGAAAGUAAAUAUAUGUUGUGUACUAAAUUGGUGGCAUCUUUUCUUCUGGAUCUGGAGGAUGUGUAGGACGUCCUGAUGCUUUAUGACCACAGUUGCUUGUGUCUGAAGUCAGAAGAUUCUAGGAGACAGAAGGAAGUUCAGUGAGCAGUUUGAUUAAGUUUGUUUGAAUUUGUACAGGCUAUACAGGUGAGUAGGUAAAUAUAAAAAAUGCCUUUAAAUAUCAUUAUAAUUUUUGUGCAUUUUACACCCCUCCCAAAAAUUCUCAUUAGUGCAAAAAUAUUUUACCGUAAUAAGAAAUACCAAUAAGAGUACAGGUGUUGCAAAAACCCUCAAAAGUUACACAUCUAUAUAUAUUACACAGUAAUAAGGAUUCAUAGAAAAACUGUCAUAAAAAUACACUCCAAAAAUAUUGGGUUAUUUCAACCCAUUGUUGGGUCAAAAAUGGACAAACCCAACUGUUGGGUUCAAAUAACUCAGAGAAUGUUUAUAUUUGACCCAGCAAUGAGAUAAAACAACCCAGCAUUUGGGUUGAAAGAACCCAGCAUAGGUUAAUUUACAACCCAGCGGUUGGGUUUGUCAAUUUUUGACCCAAUGCUGGGUUGAAAAAACUGUUUUUUAGAGGGCAAUAUAAUUCUACAAAAAAUUAAUUUGUUCAUUUCAUGUGACGGAUAUUAUGCACUCAGGUCAGCCAACAACAGUUAAAAAACUGAGCUGAUGCUACUGAGUUUUGAUGCUAGCUGUAAAUUAGAUUUCCAGCAAAGGCCAAUUCAGAUUCCCACAAUCCAGAUUCCCUCGAACAUCUGCAACAGGCUCAAAUCUGUUUUUAAUCAAUUACAUCGUGUUAUUUACUGUAAAGCAACUAAGCAAAAGAGGCACAAUAGUGAAUGUGUGUGUGUGUGUGUUUGUGUGUGUGUGGUUGGAUGUGACAGCAGCUCAAGUAAUAUUACUAACCUACAAUGGACUGCAGGCUAAUAUUGUUCAGAACUAGCCAGUGAGCUUGUGUGAAGCAAUUGUGACAGCUGGCGCUUAAAUUCAUGCUGCUAUUAGUGUUAGCCGGCUCCUCUUCAGGCGAUGCUAACAACGUGUCGAGAAAAUCUGUUCGAAGUUGUGCUCUGUUGUUUGUGGUGAUUCACUUUUGAAUGUUUAUUUAUGUUAAUUAGAGGAAACUAUUAGAACGGUGUUUCUCAACUCUGGCCCGCGACAUCCAUUUUCCUGCCGAGUUUAGCCCCAACUCUGAUAAAACACCUGAAGAGGCUAAUCAGUGACUUCAGGAACAGACGCGUUCAACUUAAUGUUGGGCUGCGCAGAUUGUUUGGCAUUAAAGUACCGCGAGAGCGAUUCAAAUGCGUACCGAGCAAUCUGCACUUGAAUCGCUAUCGCGGUACUUCAAUGUCAUACGAUGAUAGAUUUGCGCAGCGCCGCAUUAAAUUGAAAGCAUCUAUUCCUAAAGACGCUGAUUAGCUUGUUCAGGUGUUUUAUAUCAGAGUUGGGAAAAUGGAUCUCGCGGGCCAGAGCUGAGAACCACUGUAUUAGAACAUAGACGUAUCUGAGGUGUGUCUGGCGCUCUUUUGUUUUUUCUUUUGGAUUAAUGGACCGAAAUUAUGAUUGUAUAGUUUGCUUUUCAGUCCCUCAGGAUUCUACACCAACAUAUUUCUUGACAUUUGUGCUGGUUGUAUCCACACAAGCCAUACUGAGAAGGACAUCUAUAAGGCGCGUGGCAGCAAAUGUUGAAAACCAGCUUUAUGUUAGGAUCGAGAUAACCUGUAGGAUACACUCCCUCUGGGGUCAGCUCAUUUCAUUGACAAUGUGUUUUGUUUUAAAGAUGUGUAUUUAUGUCCCACUGGUGUAACUUUACUCAUCUGAUUUUAAGAGGUACACACUGUUCUGAAAAUGUCCUGGAGGCCAUUUGAUUUACAUUUGCACAUGUUUAGUCAAAUAAACCAGGCACUUUUUAACCCAUCAAGUCAGUCAAUUUGUUCUGACAAAUAUCAUUUAUAAAUAAUUAAUUUUACCCUCAAGCAUUUUUCUAUUUCGCCCCAUUUUGUAUCCCUCUAAUAAUAUCUUUUGCACAAUUUAGGGUGUAUUAUAAGAGCAAUCUUUGUGUUUCUGUCACUAUGAAAUUUUAUUCAAAAUUUAUUGUCCCCUUUAUGACAUCAUCCGGUUCAUGUUUGGACAAAAUCAACCUUUUCCAGAACAUUUUCUCGUUUAAAUGCUUGUAACGAAAUGGCAAAAACACAGUGUUGUUUUACUGAGGACCUGGAGUGGGACAAACAGUCCGAAUAUGCCGCCCAUGGGUCCACCUUUGAUUGUCGUCGACCCUGUAAUGUACUUUAUUAAUACCGCGUGUAGAGUACGAUGUGUUGAAUCUGAUAUGUCGCAGAUUCCCUAUUUAGCUUUCCUGUUUUAUAAUUAUUUUAAUCAAAACUGUAGAUAUGAUAAUGAACACAGCCAUAUUAGCACAUUGGCACAGACAAUAAUGUUGUAGAUACUUUGAGUUAUGAGUGGAUAGUGGAGUAAACGUAUGUGGGAUCAGGGAUUGCAUAAAUUGUCACCCCAACCUUAAAUAAAUUUGAAUAUUGAUCAAAUCUGAAUAUUUUUAGAUCGUAAUGAAAAACAGAAGUUUUUUAUCUUAUUAUAUAUAUAGACAAAAUAAUGUGAAUUGCAUUUCUUUAUUCUUUCUGUUUGUCAGUGUGUUUUGCUCGCUCAUAACCCAUUGGUAAACAGUGGGACCAAACGAAUAUCUGAAUCAAAGCGUUAUGAUUCCUCUUUCCCAGGGUUCAGUUAAGGGCUGUAAAAUGAGUCAGUGAUUCAUAGUCCAUGAGGUCAGUAGUGAUUUCUUCAUUAAAAAUGGCUCAGCUUAUUGUGGCAUUCUAUUUUUGACUCAACCUAUGAUUUAUUUUUUCCUUAAAGUCUGUGAUGAGUUUAUGGAGCUUUGUUUCGUCCGAGUCAAAGAUGACUGUCAAUAAACUUUGCAGAUGUA